Fonsecaea monophora is the source of this 939-nucleotide messenger RNA. RefSeq lists its product as hypothetical. The coding region runs from base 1 to 939 and encodes 312 amino acids. The record is from RefSeq and is a predicted model, not a curated record. Gene Ontology annotation, cellular component: ribosome; mitochondrial small ribosomal subunit. Gene Ontology annotation, molecular function: RNA binding; structural constituent of ribosome. NCBI's taxonomy places the organism in Eukaryota, Fungi, Ascomycota, Eurotiomycetes, Chaetothyriales, Herpotrichiellaceae. The transcript is spliced from 2 exons. Gene Ontology annotation, biological process: translation.
AUGGCGCGACCCUCAGCGCGGGCCUUCCCGUCCACCAUCUCGUUCAUCUGUCGCCAAUGUCGACUCCAUGACAAAAUCCAAUUGACAGCUCAUCGUCAAUGGAUCCAGCCUCUCGGAAGAUACCAGGGCUUCUCUACGACAACACAUUCUGCCGCAGAGGUUCAGAUCCGUGCUGCGCCCGAGAUAGACAUUGACGACUCUACAUCUCUUCCUGCUCGAAUCCUUCCACGAUCUCCCUCCUAUUUCACAGCCUCUCCGGUCUUCAACGAUCACCUUUUACUGUUACAAUCACUCGUCAAGAAACACGCAUCGCUACCAACAGCUCCUCCAGACCAGAUACUGCGGCCUGCUUGGCUGAAGCUAAAUCAAUACCGAAGCUCAACAGGCGAACAGGUGGCUGCUUCAAAAUAUUCAAAAGUGCUGGUUCUCUUGACUCGGUUGAACAAGAUUCAUCCCAGAUAUUGUCCCAAGGAAGUGAAGCAAAUCCUGACGCGAUUCCGACGUCCCGGCUCCGAAGAGAUACAGAAGGCAAAGCCUGGCAAGAUCGACGAGUAUGGCAGGUCUAUCGGUAUAGGACGAAGGAAAGAGUCCUCUGCGAAGGUGUAUCUGGUGGAAGGUACUGGAGACGUAAUGGUCAAUGGACGCAGCAUCGUACAAGCAUUCCCACGACCUCACGACCGAGAGAGCGCACUGUGGGCGUUGAAGAUCACACAAAGAAUGGACAAGUACAACGUUUUUGCAUUGGUAUCUGGUGGAGGGAUUACCGGUCAGGCCGAGUCCCUCACAUUGGCUCUUGCCAAGGCUCUGCUGGUACACGAACCAGCACUGAAGCCAGCUCUGCGACGAGCCGGCUGUGUUACUUCGGACCCGAGACGCGUCGAACGCAAGAAGCCAGGUCGACUCAAGGCACGGAAGAAGCCCGCUUGGGUCAAACGGUGA